AUGCCUCUGCCAGCAGACACCUCAGCACCAGGAGGGCCCUCUGGAUCCUCGUCGGCGACCCCCACCGACACCGUCGACAAGCUUGUCCCCAAGCUUGAGCAGCUCGGCAAUGAUGACGAGGAGGACGGCGACGACGCGUCUGAUGACGAGGCCGACGACGUGAACGACGCCGGCGCACCGGGUGCCGGCGGUGAUGCGGCCGCCAAGAAGAAGAAGAACAAGAAGAAGAAGAAAAAGUCCAAGGGCAAGGCUGCCGACACUGCCCCUGUCGACCCUCAGCAGGAUCUCAUCAACGUUGUGCGCGAUAACAUGGCCGCCGGUGACUCCAAUCGCGUGUCUAAUGACGACAUUCGCAAGGCACUGCAGGCCAUGGAUCUCAUGAAGUUGCUCGAGGCCCAGGGCAACCCGUCCAACAGCAAGGCGUUGGGCGAGCACAAGUUCUGGAAGACCCAGCCUGUCCCCCAGACCGAGGGCAGCGAGUACAAGGAGGGACCUAUCGAUGAGCCCAAGACUCCGGCAGAUGUCCGCCAGGAGCCCCUGGCUCUCCCCGCCGGCUUUGUGUGGAGCACCAUGGACGUUAAGAAUGAGGAGCAGAUGCUUGAGGUUCACACACUCCUGACGGAGAACUAUGUCGAGGACGACGACGCCAUGUUUCGCUUCCGCUAUACCAAGGAGUUCCUUCUCUGGGCUCUUACCCCUCCCGGAUACGAGGAGGAGUGGCACAUUGGUGUCCGUGUGCAGAAGACUGGCAAGCUUGUCGGCUUCAUUUCGGGUAUCAAGAUUGAAAUCCGCGCGCGCGAGAAAACCUUUGACUCUGCUGAGAUCAACUUCCUCUGUGUGCACAAGAAGCUGCGGUCCAAGCGCCUGGCUCCCGUGCUCAUCAAGGAGGUCACUCGUCGUGUCAACCUGACCAACAUCUGGCAGGCCAUCUACACCGCCGGUGUCGUUAUCCCCACCCCCUUUGCCACUUGCCGCUACUACCACCGUAACCUUAACCCUCCCAAGCUCGUCGACAUUGGCUUCUCCCCUCUGCCCCGUGGUCAGACCAUUGCCCGUCUUGUCCGCCAGUACGCCGUCGGCACUGCCACUUCGACCCCUGGCUUCCGCGAGAUGGUUGCCGACGACGUGCCCCAGGUCGCCACGCUGCUGCGCCGCUACCUCGCCCGCUUCCCCAUCAUGCAGACCUUUAGCAAGGACGAGGACGUCAUGCACUGGUUCAUCUCGGGUCUCGGCCGCGAGGAGAAUGGCAAGCGUGUCGAGCAGGUUGUCUGGGCCUAUGUUGUUGAGGACCCCACGACCCACGAGAUCACCGACAUGGUCUCUUUCUACUGUCUCCCGUCCACCAUCAUGCAGCACCCCAAGCACGAUGUCCUGAAUGCCGCAUACAUGUACUACUACGCUUCCGAUGUUGUCUUCUCGGCUGGUGGUUCGGGCGAGGACAGCGACCAGCACAAGGUCAAGGUCGAGGAGCGUCUCAACGCCCUUAUCCGUGACCUUAUGGUUAUGGCGCAGACGAACGGCUUUGACGUUCUCAACGCGCUCACCCUCAUGGACAACAACAUGUUCCUUAACCAGCAACAGUUCGGUCCCGGUGACGGUUAUCUCGUAUGUAUUGUAACCAACCCUGAUGAGCCUGCUAACCACGACUAUUUGCACUAUCUUUACAACUGGUCCACUGCACCUAUUGAUGGCGGUCUCAACACGACCGCGAAGAGGGAGGGCUCUGGUGUGGGCGUUGUUAUGCUUUAG
Molecule: messenger RNA, 1749 nt
Organism: Apiotrichum porosum
Lineage: Eukaryota; Fungi; Basidiomycota; Tremellomycetes; Trichosporonales; Trichosporonaceae
Gene: NMT1
Product: glycylpeptide N-tetradecanoyltransferase
Exons: 11
Coding region: 1-1749 (582 amino acids)
Biological process (GO): N-terminal peptidyl-glycine N-myristoylation
Cellular component (GO): cytoplasm
Molecular function (GO): glycylpeptide N-tetradecanoyltransferase activity
Source: RefSeq, a predicted model, not a curated record